Molecule: messenger RNA, 288 nt
Organism: Kickxella alabastrina
Lineage: Eukaryota; Fungi; Kickxellomycota; Kickxellomycetes; Kickxellales; Kickxellaceae
Exons: 1
Coding region: 1-288 (95 amino acids)
Biological process (GO): mitochondrial electron transport, NADH to ubiquinone
Source: RefSeq, a predicted model, not a curated record
AUGUCGGUACAUCGGAGCUACGUUCGCAGUUUGUACAAGAAGGCUCUUUACACAUCGCUCGACUGGUACCCGAACAGGCUGUACUGGCGCCCGAUUGCCCUGCAAAUCCGCGCUGAAUUCGAGGCUAACCGCGGAGAAUCGAGCCCUGUCCGCAUUCAGCAGCUUGUGCGCGAGACCGAGGACGCCCUGGAGGAGUACCAGCACCCGUUGCCAUACAAAUAUAUGACGGCUCCGGGCGGUACAAAAUACGAGCGCAACAGGUGGUUCGAGGACAACAUGACACUCUAG